Anopheles cruzii is the source of this 531-nucleotide messenger RNA. RefSeq names its product cilia- and flagella-associated protein 276. Lineage: Eukaryota; Metazoa; Arthropoda; Insecta; Diptera; Culicidae. Bases 1 to 531 code for a protein of 176 amino acids. The transcript is spliced from 2 exons. The record is from RefSeq and is a predicted model, not a curated record.
AUGGUACUGAAGCAACCGGAAACGCCGAUCAAGCGCGAACGAAAUGAGGAUCACCUGCCGUGUAUCGAUGGUGAAGGAUGCUACCGGAAGUCGCUUCCGGUGCCACCACCGACGCAGCCAUCAAAGCGCUGGUCAGACGCACUUCCCUCAAACGAACGUGUUUUUUACCAUCAAACGCUCAGUUCGGCACGUCGAGCGGCGCACUUUUCAAACUAUGGAAACAUCCCAUUGGACUCGCUGGACAUUAAUUUGGCGUCCCAGUACAACCAUUCCGAUGAUCUGUUUCUCGGUAAGAAUGAUGUGGUGCUACAGGAAGAAACGCUUGGCCAUCGAACGUUUCGUCGGUUGCGAAACACACGCGAUCUAAGCCCGGAAAAGAUAAUCCGCCUGAAACAUCCGCUGCUCGUAGGCGGUUUACGCGAGAAGGUCUCACCGAACAGCGUGAAGCUGAUGAACACUGGGCCACAUACACCGCUCACAAAUCCUGGCUACUCGCGACAAACGGGAGACGGCAAUUUCUUUAACUAUUAA